Messenger RNA from Carya illinoinensis, 366 nucleotides. RefSeq lists its product as uncharacterized. The coding region runs from base 1 to 366 and encodes 121 amino acids. The transcript has a single exon. The record is from RefSeq and is a predicted model, not a curated record. NCBI's taxonomy places the organism in Eukaryota, Viridiplantae, Streptophyta, Magnoliopsida, Fagales, Juglandaceae.
AUGCUAUCCGUCGCCGCCGCAGCGUCCUGGCUCGGCUCCCGCCGGAUCCGCUACUGCUUGCUGCUCCUAUGCUCGCCCAUUCUAUUGCCAUGCCUCUGCGCCGCGUUCCCGUUGAUCUGCGCCGCCGAGAUCUGCCUCCGCCGCCGAAUCCGGAGACGGAAGGCCGCGCCCGGAUCCCAAGAGGAAGAGCCGCUGAGGCGAUGCGAGGAGGGCUGCGGGUGCGGCGUUGUAGAAGAGGACCAAGGGGUGGGGCUGUUGCAGCGGUACUUGGAGGAUCAGAUGCUUCUCGUUGGAUCGGUAUACGACUGCGGGGAUGAAGAUGAUGAUGGUCCAAGUGGCGGGAGCAGGACGCCUUUACUGGGCUGA